UAUGUAUUUGAUAGAUAGAUAGAUAGAUAGAUAGAUAGAUAGAUAGAUAGAUAGAUAGAUAGGCAGACAGACAGAUGGACGGACAGACAGACAGACGGACGGACAGACAGAUAGACAGACAGACAGAUAGAUAGAUAGAUAGAUAGAUAGAUAGAUAGAUAGAUAGAUAGAUAGAUAGAUAGAUAGAUAGAUAGACGGACGGACAGACGGAUAGAUAGAUAGACAGACAGAUAGAUAGACAGACAGAUAGACAGACGGAUAGAUAGAUAGAUAGAUAGAUAGAUAGAUAGAUAGAUAGAUAGAUAGAUAGAUAGAUAGAUGGACGGACGGACGGAUGGAUGGACGGACGGACGGACGGAUAGAUAGACUGACAGACGGAUAGAUCUAUAUACAUGUAAACACUAUUUUUAUGGUGCAUGCAUAGCAUACAAAAUGACAUUGAUGAUGUUAUUGCGCAAUCGAAAAAGGCUGGUGUACUGGCUCUUGUUGCAGUAGCAGAGCAUGCUGGAGAAUUUGAGAAAAUCAUACAGCUGUCACAAAGGUUUUCUGGAUUUGUAAUGCCUUGCCUUGGAGUUCAUCCUGUUCAAGAACAAGAUCCAGCAAAUCCAAGAGGAGCAGUACCAGAGGAUUUAGAUGCUGCCCUUCCCUUAAUCGAAAAAUACAAAGAGCACAUUGUGGCUAUUGGUGAGGUUGGCCUUGAUUUCACACCCCGAUUUGUUAAUACUGAUGCAGGAAAAGAACUUCAAAGACAUGUCCUCAUUCGUCAAGCUGAGAUCGCAAAGCAACUAAAUCUGCCACUGAAUGUUCACUCAAGAUCUGCUGGAAGACCAACCAUUCAUCUCCUAAAGGAGCUAGGUGUAGAAAACGUCCUUCUUCAUGCAUUUGACGGAAAGCCCUCAGUUGCAAUGGAGGGUGUACGGGCAGGCUACUUCUUUUCUAUUCCUCCAUCAAUUGUACGAAGUGAACAGAAGCAGAAACUUGUAAAACAGUUGCCUCUAGAGAAUAUUUGUUUGGAGACUGAUUCGCCAGCUCUAGGACCAGAGAAGCAGGUGAGGAAUGAGCCAAGGAACAUAACCGUCAGUGCAGAGUAUAUUGCCAGAAUUAAGGGCGUGGACCUGGAGAAGGUCAUUGAAGUCACCACACAAAAUGCUCUUCGCCUCUUCCCCAGGUUAAAGACGUUCAUCAAAGUCUGAAUGCUGUGAAGACAUCUGCAAAAUUACAGAGAUAUCUAUAAUACUGUGCACAGGGCGCCAUUGGCACAGCUGGCACAUCACUGAUCCUGGAACCUAGGUUUAAUCCAUUCCUAUGGUUAUGGUCUUGUUCUUCUGGCUACCAUUUGAUUUGUUUUCUUCCACCUUAAAUACAGAAGAUGGUCUGGCUACCUAAAAAUGCCCCUAAAUAAGUGAGCAAAUGAUUGUGUCAGUAGUUGUUGCCCUGAUAUGGACUAGCAUCCUAUCCAGGGUGUAUUUGUGUCAUGGGCCAAGUGUUUCUGGGAGGUGCCAGUCCCACCAUGACUCAGACAGGGAUUGAGAAAGAGAAAAUAUACAGUGACUGAAUAAAACUGUAGUUACUCUUAGUAA
This is a messenger RNA of Trichomycterus rosablanca, 1580 nucleotides long. It is a transcript of the gene tatdn3l, whose product is annotated as putative deoxyribonuclease TATDN3. The coding region runs from base 417 to 1193 and encodes 258 amino acids. The transcript is spliced from 10 exons. Gene Ontology annotation, molecular function: hydrolase activity, acting on ester bonds. Lineage: Eukaryota; Metazoa; Chordata; Actinopteri; Siluriformes; Trichomycteridae. The record is from RefSeq and is a predicted model, not a curated record.